Molecule: messenger RNA, 2308 nt
Organism: Asparagus officinalis (garden asparagus)
Lineage: Eukaryota; Viridiplantae; Streptophyta; Magnoliopsida; Asparagales; Asparagaceae
Product: calcium-dependent protein kinase 26-like
Exons: 7
Coding region: 418-2067 (549 amino acids)
Biological process (GO): peptidyl-serine phosphorylation; protein autophosphorylation; intracellular signal transduction
Cellular component (GO): cytoplasm; nucleus
Molecular function (GO): calcium-dependent protein serine/threonine kinase activity; calcium/calmodulin-dependent protein kinase activity; calcium ion binding
Source: RefSeq, a predicted model, not a curated record
UCAAGCUCGUCAACACUGGAGCAGCUUCCUCAAUUUCUCGCUCUCUGAAUUCGAUAUAAAAAAAUCCAAAAAGUUAAGUCAAAUGUCGUCCAAUUUCAGUCAACGCCUUAAUUUUAACUGAUCAGCUUCUCAUUUGAAGUCACUCUUGCAACCCCUUCAGAUCUAGAUCGGCGCUUUCUCCAGGUUCUUCAUUGAUCUCUCCAUCUAGGGUUUGCUGUUUUUUGGUCAGUUAGGGUUUUUUUUUUAUAAGAAUCAAGGAAGUUUAGGUCUGAGAUUCGCUAAGGAAUCUGUUUCUAUCUCAAAGAUCUGUGCUUUCCUCAAUUUCUCCAUCGUUCACUCGGCGAAAAGCUUGAGAAAGAAAGAAAAAAAGAGUUUUUUUAGUUGCUUUCUAUGCGAUAAUCUUGGGCUCUUCGUUUAAUGGGCAAUACAUGCCGUGGAUCUGUACUGAGCAACCACUUUCAGUACUCAGAGCGCACAGACCACUCAAUCUCCGACACGACCUACACUCAAACCUCAAUCGACUCAUCUCAGCUUUCGAACUCCUCGGAUCUCGACCAGUUCCCGCCGAAGCCCGCUGCCGUCACCCCUCGAUCCGCCAUGCGCCGAGGUAUCGAACCGGGGCCCACUUCGGUCCUCGGUCACAAGACCCCCAACAUACAGGACCUCUACACACUCGGCCGCAAGCUCGGGCAAGGCCAGUUCGGCACGACUUACCUCUGCACUGAGAUUUCCACCGGGACUGAUUAUGCUUGCAAGUCUAUAUCGAAAAGGAAGCUGCUUGCGAAGGAGGACGUUGAGGACGUGCGGAGAGAGAUUCAAAUAAUGCACCAUUUAGCAGGGCACAAGAAUGUGGUGACUAUAAAGGGGUCUUAUGAGGAUUCUCUGUAUGUGCAUAUUGUGAUGGAGCUUUGCGCCGGCGGAGAGCUUUUCGAUAGAAUUAUAGCGAGGGGGCAUUAUAGUGAGAGGAAAGCUGCGGAGAUUGCGAAGAUUGUUGUUGGGGUUGUCGAGGCGUGCCAUUCGCUCGGGGUGAUACAUAGGGAUCUCAAGCCGGAGAAUUUCUUGUUGGUUAAUAAGGAUGAUGAUUUAUCUCUGAAGGCUAUUGAUUUCGGACUGUCGGUGUUCUUCAAACCUGGUGAAGUCUUUAGAGAUGUUGUUGGGAGCCCAUAUUAUGUAGCUCCUGAGGUACUAUGCAAGCGUUACGGACCAGAAGCCGAUGUGUGGACUGCUGGUGUGAUACUCUACAUCUUGCUGAGUGGUGUACCGCCUUUUUGGGCAGAAACACAACAAGGGAUAUUUGAUGCGGUUUUGAAGGGAGUAAUUGAUUUUGAUUCGGAUCCAUGGCCUUUGAUAUCUGACAGUGCUAAGGACCUAAUCAGAAAGAUGCUUUGUUCUCCUCCUUCGGCACGACUGACAGCUCAUGAAGUACUAUCUCAUCCCUGGAUUUGUGAAAAUGGUGUUGCUCCUGACCGACCUUUGGAUCCAGCUGUCCUUUCUCGCAUCAAACAAUUUUCAGCCAUGAAUAAGUUGAAGAAGAUGGCUUUACGAGUAAUAGCUGAAAGCCUUUCAGAGGAGGAGAUUGCUGGAUUAAAAGAGAUGUUCAAAGCAAUGGACACUGACAACAGUGGUGCAAUUACAUUUGAUGAGCUGAAGGAAGGUUUGAGAAGAUAUGGUUCCACUUUGAAGGAUACAGAGAUACGUGAUCUCAUGGAAGCGGCUGAUGUGGACAACAGUGGUACUAUUGACUAUGGGGAGUUUAUUGCUGCAACUAUACAUCUCAACAAAUUGGAACGUGAAGAGCAUUUGGCAGCGGCUUUUAAAUAUUUUGACAAGGAUGGAAGUGGUUACAUCACUGUUGAUGAACUUCAGCAAGCUUGCAAAGAGCAUAACAUGGAAGAUGUUCUUCUUGAGGAUGUAAUCAAGGAAGUUGAUCAAGAUAAUGAUGGUCGUAUCGAUUAUGGUGAAUUUGUUGCUAUGAUGCAAAAGGGCAAUAUGGGAGUUGGAAGGAGAACCAUGAGGAACAGUUUGAAUAUAAGCAUGAGGGACGUGCCAGGGGCGCGAGUUCUGUAAAAUUCUUACCGUUGUUGUACAGGUUGCUUAAGAUAAUUUUUAGCUUUUCCUGUUUACCUCCCCAUUUCUUAUUAGGGUUGCGUGUCUAUUUUAAUUCAUUUCUAAAAUUCAGGAAAUUGUGGUGUGUAGAGAUUGAACUUCCUCUGUAUAAUUUUGUUUCUGUGACAUAUGGUUCAUGGUAACAUAUCUGUUUGCUAAGGUUGUAAAAGUAUAUAUUAUAUGUAGGUACUUCAUGUGUUUA